Aspergillus melleus is the source of this 1005-nucleotide messenger RNA. It is a transcript of the gene THI80, whose product is annotated as thiamine diphosphokinase. Gene Ontology annotation, molecular function: thiamine diphosphokinase activity; ATP binding; thiamine binding. The coding region runs from base 1 to 1005 and encodes 334 amino acids. The transcript has 3 exons. The record is from RefSeq and is a predicted model, not a curated record. Lineage: Eukaryota; Fungi; Ascomycota; Eurotiomycetes; Eurotiales; Aspergillaceae. Gene Ontology annotation, biological process: thiamine diphosphate biosynthetic process; thiamine metabolic process.
AUGGAGUGGGAUCCAACGCAGUUCUUCCGCGCCGACGACCCUCCCACGCCGUUCGCGCUGGUCGUUCUUAACCAACCAAUAAACGAGAAGGCGUUUGCGGUGCUGAAGGGACACGCAUGCAUCACGGUCUGCGCAGACGGCGGCGCAAAUCACUACUAUGAUCUGAUGAAAAGGCAAGGCCGGGAGGCUUUGGAUCUUCCUUCUCUCAUAAUCGGCGAUCUGGACUCCAUCUCACCAGACGUGAGAAGCCAUUACACGGACCUAGGCGUGUCCGUCAUCGAAGACAGAGAUCAGUACUCGACUGACUUCACGAAAUGUCUGAACUAUCUGCGCUCGCAUGCCCACGAGAUUGUUGGUCGGGGGUCGGACACUACCACUAGCACCGCGAUCGCCCCUUCUAGUGAAAGCACAGGGCCAGGGUCAAGGACAACCCCAGUCCUGAAUACCCUCAUCCUAGGCGGUCUAGGAGGGCGAGUAGACCAGGCGUUCUCGCAAAUCCACCAUCUGUACACGAUGACGCAGGAGAUGCAACAUCAACAGCAGCAGGGACCUACGCAAGAAGAACACGAAAAACAAGAAGAAGGCAAUCUAUACCUCAUCUCCGAAGAAAGUAUCACGUUCAUCUUACGACCAGGAAAGAAUGUGAUUCGCACGCCGGGGACGAAUCGUCCUUUACCUCCUUCUACCACCUCUACCACCACCAUAGGUGGCGGUGCAGCAGCAGCAGCAGCUACACCCUCAUCUUCAUCCCUAAUACCCAGCGAACGACCCUUAAACGAAGGAGAGAACCACUUGCUAGAAGAAAACGUCGGCAUAAUUCCCCUCUCCGGGCCCGCGCGGAUCACCACCUCCGGGCUCCAAUGGGACGUGACGGACUGGGCGACCGAGAUCGGGGGACAGUUGAGCACGAGCAACCAUAUCCGGGCGGACGUGGUGGAGGUGGAGAGUCAAGUGCCGGUGUUGUUUACGGUGGAGUUGGCGAGGAGGUUUAAGAGGACGAGGUAA